AUUUAUAAUUAAGCUACAAAAUCAUAGAUCCACAAAUGGGCAACACACCCACAAGUCAUCAAACUUCAAUUGAGUUUCAAAGAGAUCAGUGGUAGCUAGUGUGGUGCAAUUGUGUUGAUCAAGGAUGGAACAAAAGAAGUUUGUGGCACUAUUAAUGGUGGUUGUGGUAAUGGCUUCUUCUAUGUGGAAAGGGUCCAAAGGUCUUAGUCUCUGUAACAUGGAUGAAGGUGGAUUGGAGGCUUGCAAGCCCUCAGUGACUCAGCCAAACCCAGUUGAUCCAUCCCCUGAUUGCUGCAAGGCUUUGGCUGGUGCUGACUUGAAAUGCCUUUGCUCUUACAAGAACUCAUCAGAGUUGCCUUUUCUUGGAAUUGAUCGAACUCUUGCUACUUCACUUCCUGCAAAGUGCAAUCUCACUCCCCCAGAUAAUUGCUCAUAAUUAAGCUUCUCUGAACUAUUAUUUGUGCUCUCUUUGUGUGUUGUAAUCUUUUUUCUGCAGAUAGAUGACCUAUUGAGAAAAAAGGAAAUAAUCGUACUCUAAUUUCUAUAUCUCUUUUUUUUGUGUGCUAAUAUGUUUUCUUCUUCUUGGUUGUAUACAUUAUUAUAAGUCUAUGUAUUUAAACGUUUGAGACUGAUGGACUGUUUGAAUUUGUUAGUAUGAGUAGUACUUUUGGUCAAAAA
Messenger RNA from Glycine soja, 678 nucleotides. Its product is annotated as putative lipid-transfer protein DIR1. Lineage: Eukaryota; Viridiplantae; Streptophyta; Magnoliopsida; Fabales; Fabaceae. The record is from RefSeq and is a predicted model, not a curated record. Gene Ontology annotation, molecular function: fatty acid binding. The coding region runs from base 125 to 436 and encodes 103 amino acids. The transcript has a single exon. Gene Ontology annotation, biological process: systemic acquired resistance.